GUGUCGUGUCUGUGAAUGAGUGGGCUCAUUCUCCUGUCACUUUGGUGCUGAAUGUUCUAAGAGAGUUGUGGCAAUGGCUUCACAAUUAAUGAACAGUUUCCUGGGAAUUUACCCUGGUUCGCAGAUUAACUUUAAUUUAGAUGAAAAUUCUGAGCUGGCCCAUGCUAAUAUACAAACCUUAUUGAUGGGAAAGGUAUUCAUGCACUUUCCAGAAGUGCUAUUGCUGGUCCGAUCCUACAACGAGAAUGGGAAAGCUCUUUACACCUUUGUGGUAGAUGGCCCCUUUCUUACAACUGAACAUGACAUGGUUAAAAUUGUGCAUAUAGCCAUCACUGAUGAGACGCCCGAAGGACUGGCUCAAAUGUUCAGCGUCUUCAAAGACUUCAAUCCCUGCUGGCCUAGGGUCUGUGUAUUUCUGGUGGACCCUUAUUUUAAUGGAGCUGAAGCGAUCUCUAAAGCAUUCCCAUCAGCCGAGGUUGUCCUUUCUGCUUUCCAUGUAUGUAAAUACUUUAAAGAAAAUAUCUGCAGAUUGUCUUUGCCCAAUCAAACCGAGUCAUUGCUAUUAAAUGCUCUGAAGAAUGCAAUGUGCUCAGCCACAAAGGGGAAUCUAAGGAACAUGCACAUAAUCCUGCACCAGUUUUUGAAACCACAUAUGUUGGAGCAGGUAAAACUAGACUGGUUACUGGUAGACCGAAUUUGGGCCUUACAUCGAUGGAGGAAUUGGGCUGAAUGCCUUGUGUAUUUUCAUAUGAUGGACUAUGUGAGUGGAGAAUUUAGCCAGAUAUUCAGCAAGGAACCCAAGGUAGAGGACGCUCUGUCUUCUUUGCUUAAAUGUAUCCAGGUGCAAACUGCCGGGAGGGGUGUGCCUAACGUGCGCCCAUGCGGCCCUCAAGAUAAGGUAUUAUUGGCAGAGGAAGAUAAAACAUCCACGUCGGCUCACAUUUCUUCUACAGAGUCUGAAAUAGAUACUGAGGGCACAUCAGUAAUCUGUGAAUCACUGAACCGUAUCUGCAUACCUGCGGCUUUCGAUCUCUGUUUGAAAGAGUUGUCUGUGGCACAGAAAUCUUUACAAUUGAUUGGCAAAAGUGAGGAUGGAAUAAAUGUCCAGUUUCUAGAGAACCUUCAGGAAGUAAGUUGGCAGUACCAAAGGAAAUGUACUUGUCCCUUCUACAACACCAUGAAACUGCCCUGCCGCCAUAUCUUGACUGUCCUCAAUGCCAACCAGGAAGUUCUGACACAAGCUAUGCUCGAAGAUUCCUGGUGGAAGCAGACGCAAGCACUUGAAUUCAUGCUUCCUGUGUCCACGGACACCCUGAAAAUCAUGAAGGGUGACAACAUGGAUAUGCCUGCAAAAAAGACAAAUGUGGAUUUGUUGACUGACCAGAUCACACGGUUGCUGUCAGAGUGCAGUGAUGAUGUAUUUCAGCGUCGCUACAGUACAUUGAGGGAACUGGCAGAUGCAUGGAUUGGUCCCUAUGAACAGGUGAAAUUGUAGAGCAGGUGGCUGACACUUCCAGACAGUGGUAGCUUCACAAGCUAGAACUGGGCAUGCCUUGAAAUUUUCUUUUGAGAACAGGAUCUACAACUAUAAUUUAAAAAAAGGGAUCCGUUGAUAGCAGUAGAAGUGUUUUUUAUUUAAAUGGACGUACAUGAAAUAUGACCAUGAAUGACCAAGAAUUGUACGUAAGAAUGCCAUGUUUGUGCAAUUUAAAACAAAAAGGACUAAUCAACAGAUCCCCAAAUUUGUAUCUAUUGCAAUCUCAGGAAAUCUGAAACAAUAGAAAUGUGGUAAUAAACUGCAAAUUAUUUUUUAA
Spea bombifrons (plains spadefoot toad) is the source of this 1814-nucleotide messenger RNA. RefSeq names its product zinc finger SWIM-type containing 1 (gene ZSWIM1). The record is from RefSeq and is a predicted model, not a curated record. Bases 74 to 1495 code for a protein of 473 amino acids. The transcript has 2 exons. Gene Ontology annotation, molecular function: zinc ion binding. NCBI's taxonomy places the organism in Eukaryota, Metazoa, Chordata, Amphibia, Anura, Pelobatidae.